AUGCGAGAACAAAACACUAAUUGUCAAGAUGUGCCAAGCAAUUCCUUAUUAGGCAUAGAUAGUGAAAUUAACAUAAUCGCCAAAAGUAAAGGUUUGCAGAUAGCCAACUUAAAUGUAAAUAGCUUAAUGAAACAUCUGGAUGAAAUUCGCUUAAUCCUUAACAAUAACGCCCUUGACAUUCUUGCAAUUAAUGAGUCCAAAAUUGAUAAUCAGAUUUCAAAUAAUGAGAUACAUAUUGAUGGUUUUAAUAUAAUUCGUAAAGAUCGAAAUAGGUUUGGUGGAGGUGUGGUUCUAUAUGUUCGCCAAAACAUAUCAUUCUCAGAUAGAAUAGAUCUAAUCCCUGAUAAACUUGAGAUGGUCUGCAUUGAAUUAAGUUUACCCUACAAUAAAUCACUGCUAAUAAGCACAUGGUAUAGACCAACAAAUUCUCAUAUGAAUAAAUUUGAUUACUGGGCAAUGCAAAAUGUGAUAAUGAAGAUAAGGAGCUAAUCCUCAUAGGAGAUCUAAAUUGUGAUGUCAGUAAAACUAUACCUGACCCUCACACAUGUAAGUUGCAAUUUUUAUGUUCUCUGUAUCAGAUAGACCAACUUAUUAAAGAAUCUACAAGGCUAACUCCUAAAUCAGCUACACUAAUUGAUUUAAUAUUAACAAAUAGACCAGAAAAUAUUUCCAGAUCAGGUGUCAUUCACCUGGGGAUUUCAGAUCACAGCCUUGUCUACGCUGUGAGAAAAUUUACACUACCGAAUGGAAGGCAAAAAAUUCGUCAGGUUCGUAACUUUAAAAACUUUGUCGAAAAUGAUUUCAUUCGGGAUGUGUCUCAAUUGCCUUGGGAGAUGGUCUAUCAGUUUGGAGAUCCCAAUUUAUGUUGGCAAGUCUGGAAAUCACUAUUAUUAGAUGCACUUAAUAGACAUGCCCCUCUGCGCCACAAGCGAAUAAGGAAUAACCCUGUCCCAUGGAUUAAUCCUCAAAUUAAAGAACUUAUGAGAAAAAGGGACUAUCACAAAAAAAAGGCCAUAAAAUAUGAUUCGGAGUCACAGUGGGAAUUGUAUAAAACACUACGUAAUGAAGUAAAUAUAAACAUGCGGAAAGCAAAAUCUAAGUACUUUUGUGAUAAAAUUCAGGCAAGCUCUCAAAUGGGAGACAGUAAAAGUGGAUGGGCUUGGAUAAAUUCGCUCUUAGGAAGAAAGCAUAAGAAUGCAAAUAUUAAUGAACUGAAAGUAAAUGAUGAUAUUAUUUCUGAUGAUAAAUCUAUUACUGAAACAUUAAAUGAAUAUUUUAUAAAUAUUGGAAUGAAGAUGGCUGCUGAAUCAGCAUGUCAAAGCACUGAUGCUUUAAAUGAUCAAGUAAUUUAUGAAAGUACUGUGCUUCUUCCUAAAGAAAAUUUUCACUUCGCAGAUAUUACUAUAGAUAGUGUUUCCAAACGCCUACAAAAACUAAAUGUCUCAAAAGCGACAGGUAUGGAUGGAAUACCUGCGAAUAUUUUAAAACUGACAUCAACCCUUAUUGCUCCAUCUAUAACUUUUAUAUUUAACCUAUCGAUUAGAACUGGUAUUUAUAUAGAUGAGUGGAAAUUGGCUAGAGUUAUACCAAUUUACAAAUCUGAGGAUAAGCGUAAAUGCGAAAAUUAUAGACCAAUUUCAAUUCUUCCCAUAAUAAGUAAAAUAUUUGAAGGGGAAGUUUUUACUCAAAUAUAUAGCUUUUUGAAUAAACAUGCGCUUCUGUCUAAAUUUCAAUCCGGGUUUAGACCAAAACAUGGAACCUUAGGUGCUCUUAUACAAAUGUGUGAUCAAUGGCUACAAGACAUGGAUGAAGGCAAAAUAAAUGGAGUUGUUUUUCUUGAUAUAUGUAAAGCAUUUGACUCGGUGAAUCACGAGAUAUUAUUGGAGAAGCUUAAAACCCAGUUUGGAAUUCACGACAUUGAAUUAAAAUGGUUCCAAUCAUACUUAAGGAAUAGAAAGCAAGUGUGUUCUGUUAAUGAUCAAACUUCUUCUGGAAGAACAAUAAUAUGCGGAAUUCCGCAAGGAUCCAUACUUGGUCCAUUAUUGUUUUUGCUAUAUAUUAAUGAUAUGCCUGAUAUUCUAGAAAGGACAACCCCAUGUCUUUAUGCCGACGACACUCAGAUAUCUUCCUCUUCGCAUGAUUACGAUACAUUGAUUGACAAUUUGAAUAUGGACCUUUCCAGUAUUCAUAAAUGGCUUGCUAAAAACAAACUAAAAUAUCAUAGGAAAAAAACAAAAGUCAUGUUUAUUGGAUCUACGCAUAAUCUAAAUCGUAAAAUAGGAAAUAGAGCCGUUGAGAUUAACAAAAUCCCAGUCCCACAAACCAAUACAUUUAAAUGUCUAGGUGUAAAUCUAGAUGAAAAAUUAAGUUGGGAGAAACAUAUUGAUUCUGUAUGCCAUAAGAUUAGCGCUGGAAUAGGAGCAAUUAAAAGAAUAAAACCUUAUGUUCCACACAAAACCUUACAUGAUGUCUACAAAACAUUAAUUCAGCCUCAUUUUGAUUACUGUUCUCCCCUGUGGGAUAACUGUGGUUUGGGACUUCAAGACAAAUUGCAAAAAUUCCAAAAUCGAGCAGCAAGGGUGAUUACCGGAGCUGACUACGAUGUAAGAUCGUCUGAAAUCCUAAACAAAUUAGGCUGGGAAACCCUGGCUAGGAGACGAGAACAAAACAAGCUAGUAUUGAUGUAUAAAGUCUUGGGGAACCACACUGCGCCAAACCUUAAAGAUCUUUUUUCUCGGAGAAAUGCAUCGCAGAAUAUUUAUGAUUUACGCAAUAGCGAAACUGAUCUCUCGUUAAAAAAACCGAAAACGGAAUUUCUAAAGAAAACAUUUGGAUACAGUGGAGCAAUUCUAUGGAAUAGUCUGCCGCAAGAUGUCAAGGCGGCUGAGUCAAUUACGUCAUUUAAAACAAUGGCGAAAUUGCAUUUAAGCAGAUGAUAAGCUAAUUUCUCCAGGGCCAAAUGAUGGGAGGACAAUAUAGAUUGUGGGCGGGAGGGGGUUAGUUUUGCGUGAGGGUGGGUGGGUACUUGUUUAGGGGGUGGAGGUUUGGGAGGAAGAUGAUAAUAUUUUAGGGUGGGAUUCUUACAUAUUUUGUUCCAUAUAUAAUUAACAUUUAGCUCUUUGUGUGUAUACGCCCUUCGUGGAAACCAGUUGUAAAUAAUUGUCGAGGUUAGCGUAUUGAAAUAAAGUUUUACAUACAUACAUACUCUGAGUAAAGCGUUCCUCACUCUGAGGACAGCGUUCCUCACUCCGAGGACAGCGUUCCUCACUCUGGGGACAGCGUUCCUCAAUCUGAGGACAACGUUCCUCACUCUAAGGACAGCGUUCCUCAAUCUGAGGACAGCGUUCCUCACUCUGAGGACAGCGUUCCUCACUCUGAGGACAGCGUUCCUCACUCUGAGGACAGCGUUCCUCACUCUAAGGACAGCGUUCCUCAAUCUGAGGACAGCGUUCCUCACUCUGAGGACAGCGUUCCUCACUCUGCGGACAGCGUUCCUCACUCUGAGGACAGCGUUCCUCACUCUGAAGACAACGUUCAUCACUCUCAGGACAGCGUUCCUCGCUCUGAGUAAAGCGUUCCUCACUCUGAGUAAAGCGUUCCUCACUCUGAGGACAGAGUUCCUCACUCUGAGGACAGCGUUCCUCACUCUGAGGACAGCGUUCCUCACUCGGAGUAAAGCGUUCCUCACUCUGAGUAAAGCGUUCCUAACUCUGAGGACAGCGUUCCUCACUCUGAGUAAAGCGUUCCUCACUCUGAGGACAGCGUUCCUCACUUUGAGUAAAGGGUUCCUCCCUCUGAGUAAAGCGUUCCUCGCUCUGAGUAAAGCGUUCCUCACUCUGAGGACAGCGUUCCUCACUCUGAGGACAGCGUUCCUCACUCUGAGGACAGCGUUCCUCACUCUGAGGACAGCGUUCCUCACUCUGAGGACAGCGUUCCUCACUCUGAGGACAGCGUCCCUCACUCUGAGGACAGCGUUCCUCACUCUGAGGACAGCGUUCCUCACUCUGAGGACAGCAUUCCUCACUCUGAGGACACCGUUCCUCACUCUGAGGACACCGUUCCUCACUCUGAGGACAGCGUUCCUCACUCUGAGGACAGUGUUCCUCACUCUGAGGACAGCGUUCCUCACUCUGAGGACAGCGUUCCUCAUUCUGAGGACAGCGUUCCUCACUCUGAGGACAGCGUUCCUCACUCUGAGGAAAGCGUUCCUCGCUCUGAGGACAGCGUUCCUCACUCUGAGGACAGCGUUCCUCACUCUGAGGACAGCGUUCCUCACUCUGAGGACAGCGUUCCUCACUCUGAGGACAGCGUUCCUCACUCUGAGGACAGCGUUCCUCACUCUGAGGACAGCGUUCCUCACUCUGAGGACAGCGUUCCUCACUCUGAGGACAACGUUCCUCACUCUGAGGACAGCGUUCCUCACUCUGAGGACAGCGUUCCUCACUCUGAGGACAGCGUUCCUCACACUGACGAUAGCGUUCCUCACUCUGAGGACAACGUUCCUCACUCUGACGACAGCGUUUCUCACUCUGAGAACAGCGUUCCUCACACUGAGGACCGCUUUCCUCACUCUGAGGACAGCGUUCCUCACUCUGAGUAAAGCGUUCCUCACUCUGAGUAAAGCGUUCCUCACUCUGAGAACAGCGUACCUCACUCUGAGUAAAGCGUUCCUCACUGUGAGGACAGCGUUCUUCACUCUGAGGACAGCGUUCCUCACUCCGAUGACAGCGUUCCUCACUAUGAGGACAGCGUGCCUCACUCUGAGGACAGCGUUCCUCACUCUGAGGACAGCGUUCCCCACUAUGAGGACAGCGUGCCUGACUCUGAGGACAGCGUUCCUCACUCUGAGGACAGCGUUCCUCACUCUGAAGACAGCGUCCCUCACUCUGAGGACAGCGUUCCUCACUCUGAGGACAGCGUUCCUCACUCUGAGGACAGCGUUCCUCACUCUGAAGACAGCGUUCUUCACUCUGAGGACAGCGUUCCUCUCUCUGAGUAAAGCGUUCCACACUUUGAGGAAAGCGUUCCUCACUCUUUGUAAAGCGUUCCUCACUCUGAGGACAGCGUUCCUCACACUGACGACAGCGUCCCUCACUCUGAGGACAGCGUUCCUCACUCUGAGGACAGCGUUCCUCAAUCUGAGGACAGCGGUCCUCACUCUGAGGACAGCGUUCGUCACUCUGAGGACAGCGUUCGUCACUCUGAGGACAGCGUUCCUCACUCUGAGGACAGCGUUCCUCACUCUGAGGACAGCGUUCCUCACUCUGAGGACAGCGUUCCUCACUCUGAGGACAGCGUUCCUCACUCUGAGGACAGCGUUCCUCACUCUGAGGACAGCGUUCCUCACUCAGAGGACAGCGUUCCUCACUCUGAGGACAGCGUUCCUCACUCUGAGGACAGCGUUCCUCACUCUGAGGACAGCGUUGCUCACUCUGAGGACAGCGUUCCUCACUCUGAGGACAGCGUUCCUCACUCUGAGGACAGCGUUCCUCACUCUGAGGACAGCGUUGCUCACUCUGAGAACAGCGUUCUUCACUCUGAGGACACCGUUCCUCACACUGAGGACAGCGUUCCUCACUCUGAGGACAGCGUUGCUCACUCUGAGGACAGCGUUCCUCACUCUGAGGACAGCGUUCCUCACUCUGAGGACAGCGUUCCUCACUCUGAGUAAACCGUUCCUCACUCUGAGGACAGCGUUCCUCACUCUGAGUAAAGCGUUCAUCACUCUGAGGACAGCGUUCCUCACUCUGAGGACAGCGUUCCUCACUUUGAGGAAGCGUUCCUCACACUGAGGACAGCGUUCCUCACUCUGAGGACAAUGUUCCUCACUCUGAGGACAGCGUGCCUCACUCUGAGGACAGCGUUCCUCAUUCUGAGCACAGCGUUCCUCACUUUGAGGACAGCGUUUCUCACUCUGAGGACAGCGUUCCUCACACUGAGGACAGCGUUCCUCACUCUGAGGACAGCGUUCCUCACUCUGAGUAAAGCGUUCCUCACUCUGAGUAAAGCGUUCCUCACUCUGAGAACAGCGUACCUCACUCUGAGUAAAGCGUACCUCACUCUGAGGACAGCGUUCUUCACUCUGAGGAAAGCGUUCCUCACUCCGAUGACAGCGUUCCUCACUAUGAGGACAGCGUGCCUCACUCUGAGGACAGCGUUCCUCACUCUGAGGACAGCGUUCCUCACUCUGAGGACAGCGUUCCUCACUCUGAGGACAGCGUUCCUCACUCUGAGGACAGCGUUCCUCACUCUGAGGACAGCGUUCCUCACUCUGAGUAAAGCGUUCCUCACUCUGAGGACAGCGUUCCUCACACUGAGGAGAGCGUUCCUCACUCUGAGGACAGCGUUCCUCACACUGAGGACAGCGUCCUUCACUCUGAGGACACCGUUCCUCACUCUGAGGACAGCGUUCCUCACUCUGAGGACUGCGUUCCUCACUCUGAGGACAAUGUUCCUCACUCUGAGGACAGCGUGCCUCACUCUGAGGACAGCGUUCCUCACUCUGAGGACAGCGUUCCUCACUCUGAGGACAGCGUUCCUCACUCUGAGGACAGCGUUCGUCACUAUGAGGACAGCGCUCGUCACUCUCAGGACAGCGUUCCUCACUCCGAGGACACCGUUCCUCACUCAGAGGACAGCGUUCCUCACUCUGAGGACAGCGUUCCUCACUCUGAGGACAGCGUUCCUCACUCUGAGGACAGCGUUCCUCACUCUGAGGACAGCGUUCCUCACUCUGAGGACAGCGUUCCUCACUCUGAGGACAGCGUUCAUCACUCUGAGGACAGCGUUCCUCACUCUGAGGACAGCGUUCCUCACUCUGAGGACAGCGUUCCUCACUCUGAGGACAGCGUUCCUCACUCUGAGGACAGCGUUCCUCACACUGAGGACAGCGUUCCUCACUCUGAGGACAGCGUUCCUCACUCUGAUGACAGCGUUCCUCAUUCUGAGGACAGCGUUCCUCACUCUGAGUAA
Paramuricea clavata is the source of this 6972-nucleotide messenger RNA. Lineage: Eukaryota; Metazoa; Cnidaria; Anthozoa; Malacalcyonacea; Plexauridae. The record is from the annotation of a GenBank genome assembly.